AUGUCCAUCAGAGGAAGCCGUGUGGGGGCUAGAGGGAAGACCUCAUACGACCCCUCGGCGUGGGCUGAGAAGAAGAGGACGGCGAUUGAGAGAGCUGAGAAGUUGAAAGUAGAGAGAAGGAAGAUGAAGGAAGCGGCGAGGGACGGGGUGGAGACGGAGGCGUUGUUGGAGGUGCAUGAUAAUGUGAAGUAG
Messenger RNA from Perkinsus marinus ATCC 50983, 192 nucleotides. RefSeq lists its product as hypothetical. The transcript is spliced from 3 exons. Lineage: Eukaryota; Perkinsozoa; Perkinsida; Perkinsidae. Bases 1 to 192 code for a protein of 63 amino acids. The record is from RefSeq and is a predicted model, not a curated record.